AGGCCCUGGCCUCGGUGACAGCCUCGGCAGCUGGGAGCCUCUGUUGAGGCCCCCCCAACAGCCGUCUGGACCCUGCCUGCCCUUCUCUCCUAGCCAUAAGGCUAUAGCUUUCCAACUUCAGCUACAGUGAUAGCUAAGUUUGGAAAGAAAACAAAGAGAAAUCCCGGGUUGCCUUUUUUUUUUUUAAUUUUUAAAAAGUUUUCCAGCGUAUUGUUUUUGUUUUGUUUUCUUGCUUUUUGGUGGUGCUAUCUCCAGUUAUUUGCACUCCAGUUAACCACAAAAACAUCCAAACAUCGAUAGCAGCAGCAACAGCAGAGGACAAAGAAAAGUCAACAAGGAGCUCCUGUUGUCAUGACCCCUAACAAUGACCAAAACACUCGUGGAGGAUGCUGCGGAUCCUUUAAAGACUAUGUUACCUCUGCAAAAUUUCUUCUCUACCUUGGUCAUGCUCUAUCCACCUGGGGAGAUCGGAUGUGGCAUUUUGCAGUAUCUGUGUUUCUGGUUGAGCUCUAUGGAAACAGCCUGCUCUUAACUGCUGUCUACGGGCUGGUGGUGGCAGGCUCUGUUCUGAUCCUGGGAGCCAUUAUUGGAGAUUGGGUAGAUAAAAACCCAAGGCUUAAAGUGGCCCAGACUUCUUUGAUUGUACAGAAUGUUUCCGUCAUCACAUGUGGUAUCAUCCUAAUGAUAGUUUUCUUACAUAAAACUGAUCUUCUGACCAUGUACAAUGGAUGGGUUCUUACUUCCUGUUAUAUUGUGAUCAUCAGUAUUGCAAAUAUUGCAAAUUUGGCCAGCACUGCAACUGGGAUCACAAUUCAGAGAGACUGGAUUGUUGUUGUUGCCGGGGAUGAUAGAAGCAAGUUAGCAGACAUGAAUGCUACAAUACGAAGAAUUGACCAGUUAACUAAUAUUCUGGCCCCCAUGACUGUUGGUCAGAUAAUGACAUUUGGCUCUCCAGUGAUUGGCUGUGGGUUCAUUUCUGGAUGGAAUUUGGUGUCCAUGUGUGUGGAGUACUUCUUACUCUGGAAAGUUUACCAGAAAACCCCAGCUCUGGCUUUGAAAGCUUCUCCAAAAGCAGAUGAAACAGAACUGAAACAACUGAAUUUACAGAAAGAUAUUGAGAAAGUCCAGGAGGGAUCCCAUCUGAUGGGUGAAAAACAUUCUGAGAAGUCUGAAUAUGACAAUGAAGAAGAGCCUGGCUGUGCUUCCCAGAUAGCAGAGCCUUUCCGUACCUUCCGUGAGGGAUGGAUCUCAUACUACAACCAACCCGUGUUUCUUGCUGGAUUGGGUCUUUCUUUCCUCUAUAUGACUGUCCUGGGCUUUGACUGCAUCACUACUGGCUAUGCCUACACUCAGGGUCUGAGUGGGUCAGUGCUCAGUCUUCUCAUGGCAGCCUCAGCUAUCACUGGUAUUAUGGGAACAAUGGCUUUCACCAGACUACGAGAAAAGUGUGGCCUGGUUCGAACAGGUGUAAUCGCUGGAAUAACCCAGAUGGCCUGUUUGACCCUCUGUGUGGUCUCCGUUUUCAUGCCUGGAAGUCCUUUGGACUUAACAGUUUCUCCCUUUGAAGACAUCCAUACUAGAUUAAUUCAGGGUAAUGAAUUGUCUCCAGUACCUACGGAAGGACCUGAAACUUUCUUCACAACUGGAAUGUACAAUUUACUAAAUGAGUCUUAUCCUACUGAGGGAUACACAGAGAUGAGUCCAAAGCCUGUAUCUUUAAUCUCUGUCAGUCUGCUGUUUGCAGGAGUCAUUGCUGCUAGAAUUGGUCUUUGGGCCUUUGAUUUGACUGUGACACAGUUACUACAAGAAAACGUAAUAGAGUCGGAACGAGGCAUUAUAAAUGGUGUACAGAACUCUAUGAACUAUCUUCUAGAUCUUGUGCAUUUCAUCAUGGUCAUCUUGGCCCCCAAUCCUGAAGCUUUUGGUUUACUUGUGUUGAUUUCAGUCUCUUUUGUGGUAAUGGGUCACAUGAUGUAUUUCAGAUAUGCCCAGAAAACUCUUGGAAAUCAGCUCUUUGUUUGUUGUCCUUAUACAAAAACAGUCUCCAGUGAAGCCGAAAGUAAUGUAUCUGUUGUGUAACACAGUUAAUUAGUUGUUGCUAUCCCUGUUACUGAAUUAUAGCACCAGUCCUUACUUUAGGGCACCCAUAAAUGGUCAAGAUGUUUCUUUUGAGUUUAUGACCAUUAUGCCUUAAAGGGGUAAACUUCAAAGAAACUAAAAAUAUGUAAAUUUGAGUUAAGAAGUCCCCUUCAUAUCUAGGGAUUAAACAACUAGGAAAAAUACCCCACCAACUGAAAUGGGGGGAAUAAUUGGUAAUGCUAAUCUUCCACUUUUGCCCUGAGGGUAGAGAGAAUGUAGAAUAGAAAAGUGAUGUUUAUGCUUUAAUAUGGUUGCUCUUUGAUAGAUGUCCAUUAUCUAUCCAUCUAUAUGCUCUAGAAUUCAGAUGCAUUACUUGCCCCCUAAAAUGGUAGUUGUACUCAUUCUUUUUGAGUAAGACUAGCCUCAUGUUCCUUGUAUCUUAUGCCCAUCAUUUAAAUAUAGUUAUUAAAAUAAUUUCUCCUCCAACUAUGAAAAUUGGAGUUUGUUAACCUGGUCUCAGUAUUAUCCUAUUGAUGGUGAGGGUUUGAGAAAUAUGUGGAAAGUUUUGAUAGUCAUCUAGUGCUUUCUUGCCAUGGAUAUUUUGGUUGAACUUGGGAGAGCACAUUUAUUUUUAUAUAACCACAUGGUAUAGAAUAGAGCAAAAUAUAUUACACACAUGUAGCACUUCAUAUAACAAGCUAGCAUGUAAACUGCAGAUGUAGUUAUAGCAUUAUAACCAUCUUUACAUAAAAAUUCAAGACAUGCUGAGAGUAGUCUUCAUAUGGCAAUAACUGGAUUACAUAAACUAGGAGCUAGAAAUGAACAUGAGAGCGACAUAGCUGCAUUUUACUCCUGCCACUGAAUUAAAUCAACUCUGUAAUCUUGGAUUAUGAGAGUCUUAAUGUAAAGUAUGAAGAGCAAACUGGCAAAGUUUUUGUUUUAUAAGCCAUCUGACUUGCUUUUAAGCAGACUUUUGGUAAAGUAAUUGUAUCUGUACCCUUUUGUAGCCAGAAACCAUUUUAAAAUAGUUGUAUGAGUACAAAUGGGUUCAUAAAUGUGCUCCAUCUAAAUGUCUUCAGAAAAAAAUAAAGAACUUUUGCAUUUUGCUUUCUAA
Molecule: messenger RNA, 3193 nt
Organism: Vombatus ursinus (common wombat)
Lineage: Eukaryota; Metazoa; Chordata; Mammalia; Diprotodontia; Vombatidae
Gene: SLC40A1
Product: solute carrier family 40 member 1
Exons: 8
Coding region: 352-2079 (575 amino acids)
Biological process (GO): iron ion transmembrane transport
Cellular component (GO): basolateral plasma membrane
Molecular function (GO): peptide hormone binding; iron ion transmembrane transporter activity
Source: RefSeq, a predicted model, not a curated record